GUGGCGGGCUAUGGAAGCUUCAGUUUCUGGCGGUUUCUUUGUUUUUUGGGGUUUGGGGUGUUUGCUGCUCGCGCAGGCCCCCCCCCGCUAAUAUCCGUCGCCGCCCCUCUGUGACGUAAGCAGGCCCAGGGGAGGACGCCGGGACACCCGGAGGCCGGAAAUGCUGAGUAUGCGGGGCCGGACGUCCCGAGACCUGAGGAGGAGCUGGUGGAACCAGCCGGAUCUGGCUGUGGCGGGACCCGGGUCUGUCCGCUGCGACUCCGGGGUCUGGGACCCGAGUUCCCCUGGAGCAGCUCGGCCCUCGGUCCUCUCGGCCGCAGGGUGGGGCUGGGCCGGCAGCUGGGACUCCGGGAGUCCUGUCACGUCCCUGCGCAGUGACUGUCGCCCCAGAUCCCUCUCUGGGCAGCUCCGCGUCUCCCCAGAUUGUGCGGGGGCCACGGGAGGAUCAUGGGGGGUUCCCGCCUCCGGCCUGGGGUUCCUGUGAGAGAAGCCAUGGUCUGUGGGCUCCCCAGUCCCGCCUUUCCCCCCGCAGGCGGCCCCCGCUUCUCCCUGAGUCUUCCAAAAGGUGUGCGAAGCCAGGCCUCCGCGACCCGGUCCCCCAGCCUCGCUCCCCCUUGGGCUGGCGGUAAAUCUUGUAAUAAACGUUUCCCUCCGCGCGUACUCUAACGCCAGCGUCUCCACUGCAAUCCACAUGGUUCUCAACUGUUAGUCCCUUUGUUGUACGUUUCAAACCGACGUGGCAUUUAAGUGAUCAUUGUUCCACAGAGCAGUGGCUGACUCUUUUAGGAAGAUUUCUUUUCUGUCUGUCACCUUUUCACAUGUAAGGAAAGGAAAGGAAAACCAUAUGAAACGCCUCUGUUUAAAAAAGCCUUUGUGCCGCUACUUUUAUCUUAGACACCUCAUCAGACUGCCUUUGGGUUGAGGUUCCUGUCACACGUGUCCGUAUAGAAGACACCUAAUCAGGCUUUGUGUGAGCAACAAGGCUGUUAAUUCACUUGGGUGCAAGUGGGCUGAGUCCGAAAAGAGAGUCAGUGAAGAGAGACAGGAGAGGGGCAGCUUUAUAGGGCUUGGGUAGGCAUGGAAAGUUACAGUUAAAGGUGGUUAUCCUCAGCAGAGGAGGGGGUCAAAAGGUGCAUGGUGGAGAGAUGAUGGGACUCUGUCCAGGAGAAGAAUGUCACAGGGUCGAUUGAUCAGUUGGGGCAGAGCAGGAACAAGUCAUAAUGGUGGAAUGUCGUAAGGUGGGUUAAUUAGUUAAGGCAGGAACUGGCUGUUUCACUUCUUUGUGGUUUUUCGGCUGCUCCAGACUUCUUGGCUCCUGCAGGCCACCUGGACGGAUACGUGCAGGUCACAGGGGUUACAAUGGCUAAGCUUCAGCUCAGAGGCCUGACAUUUUUGUCUUUUUAUUUAUAAAAUAUGAAGUUAUAGGAAAAGAUUAAAAAAAAGUGAAAGAAAUGGGAAGAUGAGAACAUUGAAGAUCUGUACCAAAAUCCUGGGAGAAAUUUAAGAAAUCAUAUGGUAGAGAGACCCUGUGAAAAUAAAGAAGGUAGUCAAUGUGGAGAAGUCUUCAGCCAGAUUCCAGGUCACAAUCUGAAUAAGAAAACGCCUCCUGGAGUAAAGCCACCUGAAAGCCGUGUGUGUGGAGAGGUCGGCGUGGGCUAUUCAUCCACUGAAAGGCACAUCAGAGAUCGCCUCGGAUGCAAACCCUGUGAAUAUCAGGAAUGUAGACAGAAGGCAUAUACAUGUAAGCCAUGUGGGAAUGCCUUUCAUUUUCACCACUCCUUUCAAAUACACGAAAGGCCUCACAGUGGAGAAAACCUCUAUGAAUGUUAGGAAUUUCAGAAAACAUUCACUUCCCCCCCAAACCUUCAAAGACGUGAAAAUGCAUAGUGGAGAUGGACCUUACAAAUGCAAGGCACAGCCUCCAUGCAGAGAGCCAAUCACUCCACAGUGAUCCAAUUCAUCCUCGUCGGCUUCUCUGCCUUCCCCCACCUCCAGAUGAUGCUCUUCCUGCUGUUCCUGCUGAUGUACCUGUUCACGCUGCUGGGCAACCUGCUCAUCAUGGCCACCGUCUGGAGCGAGCGCAGCCUCCACACGCCCAUGUACCUCUUCCUGUGCACCCUCUCCGUCUCCGAGAUCCUCUACACCGUGGCCAUGAUCCCGCGCAUGCUGGCUGACCUGCUGUCCACCCAGCGCUCCAUCGCCUUCCUGGCCUGUGCCAGUCAGAUAUUCUUCUCCUUCAGCUUCGGCUUCACCCACUCCUUCCUGCUCACCGUCAUGGGCUACGACCGCUACGUGGCCAUCUGCCACCCCCUGCGCUACAACGUGCUCAUGAGCCCGCGGGGCUGCGCCUGCCUGGUGGGCUGCUCCUGGGCUGGUGGCUCGGUCAUGGGGAUGGUGGUGACCUCGGCCAUUUUCCACCUCACCUUCUGUGGACCCAAUGAGAUCCACCAUUUCUUCUGCCACCUGCCACCUCUGUUGAAGUUGGCCUGUGGAGACGAUGUGCUGGUGGUGGCCAAAGGCGUGGGCUUGGUGUGUAUCAUGGCCCUGCUGGGCUGUUUUCUCCUCAUCCUCCUCUCCUAUGCCUUCAUCGUGGCCGCCAUCUUGAAGAUCCCUUCUGCUGAAGGUCGGAACAAGACCUUCUCCACCUGUGCCUCUCACCUCACUGUGGUGGUCGUGCACUAUGGCUUUGCCUCUGUCAUUUACCUGAAGCCCAAAGGUCCCCAGUCUCUGGAAGGAGACACCUUGAUGGGCAUCACCUACACGGUCCUCACGCCCUUCCUCAGCCCCAUCAUCUUCAGCCUCAGGAACAAGGAGCUGAAGGUCGCCAUGAAGAAGACCUUCUUUGGUAAACUCUACCCAGAAAAAAAUGUAACGAUGUAGGAGAAAUUCAAUGGGCACAACUAAAUUGGAUUACCG
Pongo pygmaeus (Bornean orangutan) is the source of this 2916-nucleotide messenger RNA. Its product is annotated as olfactory receptor 10H1. The transcript is spliced from 4 exons. Gene Ontology annotation, molecular function: G protein-coupled receptor activity; olfactory receptor activity. Lineage: Eukaryota; Metazoa; Chordata; Mammalia; Primates; Hominidae. Bases 1906 to 2880 code for a protein of 324 amino acids. Gene Ontology annotation, cellular component: membrane. The record is from RefSeq and is a predicted model, not a curated record. Gene Ontology annotation, biological process: G protein-coupled receptor signaling pathway.